AUGGCCGUCUCGAUCUCUCAGUUAUCUUUCGAACACCAUCGCUUGGCACUCGGCAUAGCUGAGGCGAAGCCUCGCAUAUCAUGGAGGUUCGAGGGCAACGUUGUCGAUUGGCAGCAAACUGCCUAUGACAUCGAAAUCGUUCGAGCUUCGGACGGGUCACCAAGCAUCCACAAUGUCAACUCUUCAGACUCUCUUCUAGUCCCCUGGCCCGAUCUACCACUUCAGACAGCUGAGCAAGCUACUGUGAGAGCCCGUGCACAUGGGCAAGAUGGCCAGCCGUCCACUCCAUGGUCCGACUGGGUCACCGUUGAAACCGGUCUCUUGAACAGUACUGAUUGGGCUGGCGCCGUCCCAAUUGCAGCAGAUAGGGACACCGAACUUGAUGCUCCCAAGCGGCCCAUCUACUUUAGGAGACCCUUCGAGUUGGCCGCAAAUGUCUCUAGUGCGCGACUUUACAUCACGGCGUUGGGUAUAUAUGAGGUUGAGAUCAACGGCAAACGAGUUGGAGAUCUUGUUUUAGCCCCUGGUUGGCAAUCAUACAACUACCGACAUGUGUAUGAUACGUACGACGUGACCGAACUUGUAAAGGGCGGAGACAAUGCCAUCGGCGCCGUUGUUGGUGAGGGUUGGUUUUCUGGGCGGUUGAAUUAUGGUGGUGGCGUACGCAACAACUACGGAGAUACUAUCGGUCUACUUUCUCUGCUUGUCGUUACUCUUGAAGAUGGCAGCAUCGUUAAAGUACCUACCGACACUUCCUGGAAAGCAAAUACCGGCCCCAUCUUGACAUCCGAAAUUUACGAUGGCGAAAGGUACGAUUCAACUCUUGAAACGAAUCUGGACGGCUGGUCCUCGGCGGCGUUCAGUGCCGACAACUGGCUUGCGGUUAAAGAGUUGCCAGCACUCAAGGGAAAACUAGUUCCUCCAUAUGGGCCCCCUGUCCGUAUAAUUGAGGAAAGAAAGCCACAGGAGAUAUUCAAAUCUCCUUCUGGAAAGACCCUUAUAGAUUUUGGGCAGAACCUCGUCGGCUGGCUGAGGCUUAAUGUCUCCGGACCCAACGGUACCAAUAUCACGCUUCACCAUGCCGAAGUUCUGGAGGAUGGUGAAUUGGCCAUCAGACCACUCCGAUAUGCUGCCGCCUCAGACUCUCUCAUUUUACAUGGAAAUGGGGUCCAAAAUUGGGAGCCACGCUUUACUUUUCACGGUUUUCGCUACGCUCAGAUUGAUGGCUGGCCCGAAGAGACUCCCUUGACUACAAAUUCCGUUACUGCUGCGGUGGUUCACAGCGAUAUGGAACAAACAGGAUGGUUUGAGUGCUCGAACCCGCUUUUGAACAAAUUUCAUCAAAACGUUCGAUGGUCCAUGAAGGGCAAUUUCUUGUCCAUCCCAACCGACUGCCCACAACGCGACGAACGGCUUGGCUGGACUGGAGACGCACAUGCAUUCGCACCAACGGCUAACUACUUGUACAACGCAGCGGGCUUUUGGAAGGGGUGGCAUAAGGACCUUUGGUCAGAGAUGCAGCGGAACGACUCUAUGGUAGUGCCUUUCACUGUUCCAACACUACCACCCGACGCUCCUGCCACGCCGGCUGCUGUCUGGGGUGACGUUGCGGUUGCUAACCCGUUCAACAUCUACCAAGCCUAUGGCGAUCUCGGUUUGUUGGAAGAACAAUACCCACAGGCACAGGCAUGGAUCGAUAAAGGAAUCAGUCGCAACGAAGUCGGUCUUUGGAACCGCAGCUCGUUCCAGUUUGCAGACUGGCUUGACCCCAAAGCUCCUGCAGACAACCCUCAUGGAGCAACAACCGCACCCAAUCUUGUCGCGGAUGCCUACCUUAUCCACAUGACAGAUUUUCUUUCCAACAUAUCAGCAUCCUUAGGUCGCGAUGAGGCCGCCGACGAUUAUCGACGCCAACGCGACAACUUGAUCCAAGAGUUCCAUAAAGCUUGGAUUCAUGACGGUGCCCUUGCUAACAAGACUCAAACUGCGUAUGCCAUGGCUCUUAAUUUUGGCAUUUAUCAUGACGAGGAUGAGCGGUCUGCUGCCGCCAAAACUUUGCGCGAGAUUGUCGCGGACAAUGACUAUCUCGUCGGCACUGGUUUUGCUGGCACACCGCCCUUGGGUUUUGCCCUCCGCGAAAUCGGCGCCACUGAAGACUUUUAUCGCAUGCUACUGCAAACUCGUGUGCCAUCGUGGCUGUAUCAAGUUGUCCAGAACGGAACAACUACCUGGGAGCGCUGGGACAGCCUGCUCACAAAUGGCAGCGUCAACCCCGGCGAGAUGACCAGUUUCAAUCACUAUGCAUUUGGCUCAGUUGCCAACUGGAUGCACCAGGUGAUUGGUGGCAUUGCGCCUGCUGAGCCAGGUUGGAAGCGAAUUACCAUUGCUCCAAUCCCCGGCGGUAAUAUUACAAGUGCAAACUCCAAGUUUAUUAGUCCCUAUGGAGAAGUCAAGGUUCAGUGGUGGAUUGAGAACAAUACCGAGGACAAUGCUUCACACCGCAAUGGCUUUCACUUGAAUGUUCAGGUACCACCUAAUACCAAAGCCGACAUUACACUGCCAAACGGGGGCGAAACUACAGAAGUCGGCUCCGGGUAUUACGAAUUCCAUGAUCCUACAUAUAGGCUUCCUUGA
Molecule: messenger RNA, 2634 nt
Organism: Colletotrichum truncatum
Lineage: Eukaryota; Fungi; Ascomycota; Sordariomycetes; Glomerellales; Glomerellaceae
Product: alpha-l-rhamnosidase
Biological process (GO): carbohydrate metabolic process
Source: RefSeq, a predicted model, not a curated record